Messenger RNA from Spodoptera exigua (beet armyworm), 3466 nucleotides. NCBI's taxonomy places the organism in Eukaryota, Metazoa, Arthropoda, Insecta, Lepidoptera, Noctuidae. The record is from the annotation of a GenBank genome assembly.
UCAUUCGCUCCUCCUAAAUUUCCAAACGCGAAAGAGUGAGGUAUAGGUACAAGCGUCGAGCUAGCUUGAUAUAGAUUUUUAAAAACUUAAAUACUAAGCUUGCAUCAUUAACACGUUAAGGUGAACAGAGUGCAGCGUGUAAAAUAAGCCGUGCAGUUUUAUUCGCUAAAAUACUUAUUAUCCAUCAAUACCGAAUAACAAGUUUGGAAAAUGCCGGCGAGCAACAUCGGUUCGUACCUGCAGGACGCCAGAAAUAAUUUCGACGCCGUACGACCCGCCCCAAUUUGUACUGAUGCCAAUCAAUCAAUAGGCCAAUGUCAGAAUGUACAUAUAUCCACCAAUUGCUAUUAUGGUUACCACGAUCUAAAAAGGUCCGAAGACAACCACGUUGACACAGAUUGUGAAAUGAUGGAACUCCCAGAGAGGGGGCCCUCCAAAACAACGACUUCAAGGAAGCGGAGUGCCGAUGAAGACGAAUUUCCUCAACGCAAACGAAUUCGAGAAGAUGAUUCUUCCAUGUGCAGCCUUGUUGGCACACGGUCAAGUCCAAGCCACUCAGCUUCCGCCUUUAAUGUAAACAUACCAACAAUUUACUGUUUGUCUUUAACAUACAAAUUGGUAUUUAAUGUUCAGGUUGUAUACAUAGAUUAAAAUCAUAGGUUUAUUACCAAAACCUCUGUCUGUGAUAUAAUGUCUUUGUACCUGAUAAUGUUAAUGUAAUAAAUACUUUUAAGUCUAUGCAAUCUUUUAUUUUGGUGGUCAUACUUUAGAAGUGAAAAUGCAUUUGUAAAUAUUUCAGUUUAUUUUUAAGUGUCAAGAUAUUACAAAUAUAAAAAUAAAUUAUAAUUACACAUGACAAUUAGGAAUUCACAUAGUAAAGUGCUGAGUAUAAUACAGAGUUGAAGAUGAACAACUUAGGCCACAAAAACAUCAAUUAGUUCAACCCUUACAAAACAUACAUCCACUACAAAUUAUAAUUUUAUGUAAAAAGCCACUUUAUAUAACAGUACAAUUUAUGUAUGUAGAAGAAUAAGUGUAUAACAAUAUAGUCAAUGUGGCCUAAGCUUUGUCAAGUGGUUAAAUAUGUGCAUAGCAAACCCACUUAUAAAAAAAUGGGAAUAACCAUUACCAUGUUACAGUUGCAAAUUCAACCAAAAAAAGCUACAGAAGCAGGGGGACACUUGUAGAAGGAUAAAUAGUUAAAUAAUUAAAUUAGGGCAUUAGGGCAUCCCCAACCAGCCCUUUCAAGUAAUUAAGUAUAUAAUGUUAACUGAUGUUAUAAAAGUUGUCAAUCAUUGCGGUUAGCACAAUUGAUUAAUGGCAGGCAUCUACAAUACAGUACAUGUUGCAUUACCUCUGUAGGAGUGACUUCUUCUGUGUCGACCACGUCAGGUAGGGCCUCUGCAUUAGCUCCAGCUUCAUCAUGUCCAUUUACUGCGCCGUCUUCUAAUUCAUCACAUCGAGUUUGGUCGGCUUCGGCCAAAUCUCCGUUAUGCAUCUCUGAACAAUUUAUGAGAUCAACUUUUCCUUCUUGACUAGAACGUGGGCUAUUAUCGUUCAUGUCUGAAUUCUCAAUAUCCAUGUGAACGUGUCCAGGCCACAGAUCGUAAGGACACGGAUUUAGCUGAUGCAAUUGGCUGUCGCUUGAACUGAAUAAAUUUAAGGAACCAGCGACAUCUUGCAGUAUUCCAGAUUCUGAUAGUUCAUUUGUAAGUUGCGUUGGCUCAUUUUCAUUACUAGAAGGUAUGAAUACUGGCAAAUUUUCAAUUAUGUCACCAGAAACAUCACAAACUCGCAUUCCCUCAUAUUUUGAAAGUAACUCGAGCAGCCGCCUCUUGGCCUGUUGGGUAUACCUGCCAUCAGCAUUGUUGCUCAAUAUAAGAGAUACUAAUGUCUCUAAAAACUCUGAUGUACAUGUCUCAUCGCUUUUUAACAAUAAAAAGCGAACUAUUUUAUUAUCGAGUUGUAAAGAAUUUCCUGCGCCAUUUUGCAUUGGUAAUGCAUUACAGUCAUUGUACGCUGUAGCUUCACCCGAUGUUGUUGAAACGGUUUCUUGUCUAUUCUCGUCGUGAGCACCCUCAUUGCUUUGACUUUCGAUAAUGGAACUAUACUGAGACAAUACAUUACGUAUAGACUGUAAUACUUUCUGUCGCAAGGUAUCGGAACUUAUCAGCUGUAGCUCUCUAAACAAUUGUAUUAAAAAAUCUGGGUGAGAUUCAUUCACAUCAAUCAAAGCUGUCACUUCAGAAUAAACAUUUUCUCUGAGUAGAUCAAAUAACUUCGAGGUUGCCUUAUCUUGCACCUCGCGACUUGUUGACGCUAAAUUAGGAUUAGGCGUCUCAGAAGUGCUUGCAAUGUUAAUAUUACUCAUUUGUGAAUAAUCCAAGGUAUAAUUUCUUCGAUUAGUUGAAUUCUUAGCAGGUAAUUUAGACGAUGAUUUCUUUUUGCUGUUAGCAGAAGUAUUUAAGUUAUUCGCAUGGGCCUGUAUUAUUUCUGGAAUUGGAUUUGUUAUAUUCAAAUUUCUGAAAGAGUUUGAUGGGGCGUCUUGUCGAUUAAUAUUAAUAUUACACGAGCUAGAGACAUUGCUUUCUUCAAUGUUUCUCGAAAGGCAAGCUGUGGGCGUUUCAGCAUCGGGAUUCUGAUUUACGUUCAAUACAUCUGGAGCAGAUGAGAAAGAAAGGGAUCUUUCGUAGGCAACGUUCCGUCGCGUUUGUCUGUUUGGUACGUCAUCAUUAUUUGCCUGAGAUGAUUGUGCGGCAUUGUGAGACGAACUGGCAGCGUUAGUAUUUCUCUUGGGAGUAAUACAAGGAGGCGUGGCCGAGGGGGUACGGUGAAGCGUGUUAUGAGAUCUUUCAACCAAAGGGUGUGGGUUAUGAGCGGGACCAACUCCUAAGUGGCCAUCAGCAUUUGCUUUGUUAUUGGCCGACAGGAGAUUUUGACGCGAAUAACUGAAAAAAAUUACAACUUGUCAUUUAUUGUUUCUUAUUGACAUGAUCACACAAUAUUAAACAAAAAAUCUGAAUAAAAUAUAAGCAAGUACUAUAAUAAUGUUAGCAUAAACACGUCAUGAGUAUUAUAAUAUCACACAGACACGUAUGAUUAGUCUCAUCACAAAGCAUAAGUGAAUGAAAAUCGAUUCCAUAAGGAAUAUUUUGGGGCAAACACUAUUCUCACCCUUGAACUGAAGUGUGUAAAAAAAUAUAUAAAUACGAAGUAUACUAUAGUUAAAUAUAAAAGAAAAUUAAUGAAAACAUAAUGCUUGUAUCCUAAUAUCUGAAAAGAGAAAAGCAUAAUAAAUAAAUAUUUCUAAUAAUAAUUUAUCUGUUUCUGCAUUUAUUUCUACAUGCAUAGAUCGUGUAAAUAUGUACCUGCGGAAGUUAUCCCAAUAGUUAUUAGCUCUGUUUCCUGGAGGAACUUGAUUAUUUAGCGUGUGCGACGCUGUUUCCGCACGCCAGCGUUCUUCCAU